Epinephelus fuscoguttatus (brown-marbled grouper) is the source of this 26976-nucleotide messenger RNA. RefSeq names its product microtubule actin crosslinking factor 1a (gene macf1a). The transcript is spliced from 101 exons. Gene Ontology annotation, molecular function: keratin filament binding; calcium ion binding; microtubule binding. The record is from RefSeq and is a predicted model, not a curated record. Bases 411 to 24836 code for a protein of 8141 amino acids. Lineage: Eukaryota; Metazoa; Chordata; Actinopteri; Perciformes; Serranidae. Gene Ontology annotation, biological process: intermediate filament bundle assembly; wound healing; regulation of microtubule-based process. Gene Ontology annotation, cellular component: keratin filament; actin cytoskeleton; membrane.
AGAGGAAGGACAGGUGGGAGCUGGUACAUGUCGGCCUGCAGCUGCCUGCCUCGUGACUGAACCAAAAGACUGGCUUUCCCUUUCUCUCCUUCGAUGACAGCUCAUGCAUCCCUCUUCCUAUUCACCAGAUUGUAUUAAGGAUGGCGCCAUGGAAAAUGGAGCUAAACGUGCUGUUCCUAACUUCACAUUACUCACAGGUGUCAGAUUAAUGAGGGAGCUGUCAAUCACUCGCCAGCCUAUCUGAACAUUUCCUCUCUACUGUCUCUUUUUUUGGAAGGGUGUCAUUUUGCAUCCCAACACCUGGAAUACAUGUUCAACCCUAAAUGAACAUUAAUUUUCCCUCUCUGAUGGAUUAACUGCUUGUAUUUGCUGUGGUUUCUUUUAUUUAUACACUGUUAUCUGUCAAAGACAUGGGAAACUCCAUGGGUUGCGUUAGGCCGCCUCGGGAGGGGGAACUUCCUGGAGCCCCCCCACUUUCACCAAAGAAGCGUCUACGUUUCAGACGUAAGCACAAGGGCAGGAAGAACAGGAAAGGAGAGUUGGAUCAGGAGGACUUUGAGCGACGAAGAAGCAAUGAGCCAGAGGAAAGAGAGGAAGAGGAUGAAGAUGAUGAGGAAAAAGUCGCUAUUGUAGAAACAGCAGAUUUUAGCAACAGAGCCACGUCUUGUAUAACAGUGCCUGAUACCCAGUUAACUCAUUCCAAAACUAUUCUGCACAGCAAUACGCUUUCCCCUGGCUCUGUGAGUGCUGCUGUAGGGGCCCGUUUAGGCAACAGAAUACUUGAAGUAUCCCCAAAGCCCAGCCCAGCCUGGAGAGGCGUUUUCUGCCUUCCAGGGGAGGAAGACACUGUUAGCGGCAUCAUAGAUGUCUCCAGUAUCCCAAGCCAAACCACAACCACUACCCCAGUAAACACAGUCCCAGCCCUGGGCAGCACCACUCCUGGUGGUGGGAGGGUCUGUCGGGUUAAGGAGAAAGUUCAAGGGGUCCUUGAGAAGCCUUGGGUCCUCCGACAGAAAAAGGAGAGAAAAGACAAGGGGAGGGUAGAAAGAGAGGACAAGGGGGAUGGUGGGGUUAAAGAAGGACCAGAGGGGACAGUAGGAGUGAUACGGACACCUUCUGGGAGGGAGCACAAAGGUGUUGUCCAUAUCCGAGAGGUGGAUGGUAAGCUCUGCGUGGUGAGGACAGUGUACCCCAGUGAUUUUGGCUCUCCAGUGUGGAGGGGUGAAAGCAUCAGUGAUGUGGAGGUGCGCAAAGAGCCCCUGGCCCCUUCUCCAGUCACGGGAAAUAUUCUCAAAGUCCAACUGUCUGAGGAGGACAAAAGUAGAAUCAAAAUGUCUGCAGGGCAUUUCCCCAUGUCCUCUAACCAAAUGCAGAUUCACGAGACUAUGGCUGCGAAGGGAUUUAGCUUGAACACCCCAGUUCGUGCACAGGAGCAGUGCUCUCUGUUGGAGUCGGGCUACGCCAGUGACCUGCCACUGACCUCUCCAGAAACAGCAGGCACCACUCCCAGUCAGACCGACUGGGGAGGGCUGACCAGUAGCUCAUCAGAGAGACUGGACUCAAUGAUGGAGAGUCCUCUGCAACAGAUGACUGUAAAAUUCCUGCCACAGAUUUCAGAGAUUUAUGUGAGUGGUGAGUCAGGCGACCUCACAGCCAAAGAGAAGUUGUUAUUAUGGAGCCAGCAGGCGACAGAAGGCUACCCCGGCCUCCGCUGUGUCAACUUCACCUCAUCCUGGAGCGACGGACGCAUGUUCAACGCUCUGCUGCACAGAUACAGGCCAGACCUGAUCAACAUGGAGGUGGUGUCGCGGCAGAGUAACCGCGAAAACCUCGAGCAGGCCUUCGAGAUCGCCGAGUCGCUAGGGGUGACCAGACUGCUGGACGCUGAGGACGUUGAUGUUCCAUCUCCAGAUGAGAAGUCGGUCAUCACCUAUGUCUCCUCCAUCUAUGAUGCCUUCCCCAAAAUUCCUGAGGGAGGAGAGGGCAUUGCCGCACAGGAGGUGGACCAGCGCUGGUCAGAGUACCAGUCCAGGUUCUCCUCUCUGCUCCAGUGGAGCCGCCAGCAUACGGCCCUCAUGGCCAACAAAAACUUCCCACAAAACCCUGUGGAACUCAAGGCACUUUACAACGAGUACGUCCAUUUCAAAGAGACGGAGAUUCCUGCGAAGGAGAAUGAGAAAGGUCACAUAGAACACCUCUACAAACUGCUGGAGGUGUGGAUAGAGUUCGGUCGUAUUAAGCUUCCUCAAGGCCUCCAUCCCAAUGACCUCGAGGAGGAGUGGGGCAAACUCAUCCUGGAGAUGCUGGAGAGAGAGAAGGCUCUACGGCCAGCUGUGGAGAGGCUAGAGCUGCUGCUUCAGAGGGCCAAUAAGAUCCAGAACAUGGCUCUGGACUGUGAGGAGAAACUCACACUCGCUAAGAACACACUCCAGGCUGACAUGUCUCGAGUGGAGAGCGGCGAGGCGGUGCAGUGUGAGCGAGAGCUGGCCUGCUACCUGCAGGACUGCGAGACUCUGAUCAGACAACUCAACCAGGAACUGAAAGUCCUCCGAGAUGAGAAAUACUACCAGGUGGAGCAGCUGGUGUUCAGAGUGUCCUGCCUUCAGGAGGAGCUGGUCUCCCUCAGACUGCAGUGCUCCAGUGUCUACAGGAAAGGCAACUUCACCCAGGCACUGGGCACCACAGGGGCAGAGUACCCCAGCCAGAGAGCCACAGACAGCGGCCUGACGUUGGGCCAGACACUGCUGGGAGCUGUGGGGGCUGUGGGUGCAGUCGGUGCUGCACUCCUGCGGCGGCCCACAGCUCGCUCUCAGCUGGUGGCUAUGUCGUCAUCAGAGGACGAGGGGAGCCUGAGGUUCAUCUAUGAGCUGCUGGGAUGGGUGGAGGAGACGCAGGAGCUUUUGGAGCGUGCUGAAUGGGGCGCAGACCUUCCCUCUGUAGAAAACAACCUCCAAGAGCACAACACCAUACACACUGCAGUGGAAGAGCUAAUGAGUGGCCUACAGGAGGCACGCAGCUACGAGGCUAAAGUUUCUCCAAACUUCAAGAGCAGUUACUCUGAAACCCUGGCCAAGCUGGAGCAUCAAUACUGCAAACUACUGGAACAUUCGUCAUGGCGCCUGCGGAGCUUGGAGAGCCUGCAUGCAUUUGUGUCGCACUGCACUGAGGAGCUGAUCUGGCUCAACGAGAGGGAAGAGGAGGAGAUUGCCUUCGACUGGAGCGACAACAACACCAACAUGAACACCAAGAGAGACUUAUACAGCGAAAUGAGGUUAGAGCUGGAUGAAAAACAAGACGUGAUGCGGUCGCUCCAGGAAACAGCCAACCGUCUGUGUCUCGAGAACCAUCCAGCCAAACAGACUGUGGAGGCAUACAGUGCAGCCCUGCAGACUCAGUGGCAGUGGGUGAACCAGCUCUGUGUGUGCGUGGAGCAGCAUCUCAAAGAUAACACGGCAUACUUCCAGUUUAUGAGCGAUGCUCGGGACUGUGAGUCGUAUCUACGCCAGCUUCAGGAAACCAUCAAGAGACAGUACACCUGUGACAAGAACAGCAGACUGAGCAAACUGGAAGACCUGCUGCAGGACUCAAUGGAGGAGAAGGAGCAGCUGAUUGAGUACCGCAGCACGGUGGCAAGCCUGGUCGGCCGAGCGAAGACGGUGGUGCAGCUCCGCCCCCGCAACGCAGAGAGCACCCUGGGAGCCACGACACCCAUUAAGGCCAUCUGUGACUACAGACAGAUAGAGAUCACAAUAAACCGAGGCGAGGAGUGUGUGCUUGAGGACAAUUCCCAGAGGACCAAGUGGAAGGUUAUCAGUACGACAGGGAAUGAGGCCAUGGUCCCCUCGGUGUGUUUCACUGUCCCACCUCCAAACCAGGAGGCCAUGGACACAGCCAGCAGGACGGAGCAGCUUUAUCAGAAGGUCAUGUCUCUCUGGCAUCAGCUACAUGUGAACAUGAAGAGUGUAGUGUCCUGGCACUACCUGCAAAAAGACAUCAGGACUGUCUCCGGAUGGAACCUGGACACGGUUCGUUGUCAGUCCCCAUCAGAGCGGCAGCAGGUCCUGGAUCACUUGGAGUCUCAGUUGGCUGACUUCCUGUCUGACAGCAAAGAGAGUUCCAUGUUCACACCAGGUGAAAGACGAGAGCUUGAGAGGGAUGUUCAGCAGGCCCAACAGCACUGCAAAGACUUGCUGCACAACAUGGAGACCGUGGAGAAAGAUGAGUCAGUCUCUCGGUCAUACCUGUCGGAGCUGCAGAACAUCACCCUUCAGCUAAAGGAGGCUGAGCAGAGACUGAUGAGGGCAAUUGAAACUCCGCCCCCCAGCCAGCUGUCAGGUGACAGUGCUGACAACACUGUCCAGAUAGCGGAGCAAGAGAAGCUGCAGUCAGAGCUCGAUGUCCUGCGCUCCAGUUUGGGUGAUGUGUCUCGGCGCUGCGUCCGUUUCUUUGAGGAAAAGUCAACAUCAUCCAGCGUUCCCAUCCUCCGGUCUGAGCUCAAUCACGCCGUGGAGAAGACCGACAAACUGCACAACCUCUCGUCUGUCUACCUAGAAAAGUUAAAAACAGUAGACAUCCUGAUGCACAGCCUAGAUGAAGCAGAGAGCGUGGUCAGGAAGAACGAGAGCAGACUAAGUGAAGAGGACAUUGUGCCUGCUGACACGACGGCCAUUCAAAACCUCAGAGAUCAACUAGGGAAAUGGCAGGCUGAGCUUGUCGAGCACGAAGGUAUCUUCCAGUCUCUGCAGUCGGAGGUAGCUCGGGCCAAAGAGGCGGGGUCUCAGCUCAGCAGGCUCCACCCAGACCGCAGCCCAGAGCUGGAGCGCUACCAGGAGAGAGCCAAUCAGAUGACAGAGAGGUGGAGCGGAAUCAAGAGACAAAUGGAGACACGACGAACCGAUCUAGACGCCCUGGGCUCGGCCCUGCAGCAGUACAGAGAUGGUCAUUCUGCUCUGAUCAAAUGGAUCGAAGAAACGACAGAAAGACAAGAAAACACACAACCUGGACAGACAGACAGCAAAGCACUGUCUGAACAGUUGGCCCAGCAGACGGCAUUAGUAGCUGAGAUUGAACAGAACCAGACCAAACUGGAUGAGUGCCAGACUCACUCCAAACAGUACUGCACCUCAGUGAAGGAUUAUGAACUGCAGCUGAUGACCUACAGAGCCUUUGUAGAAUCUACACACAAGUCACCUGUCAAGAGGAGGAGGAUGCACUCUUCCUCUGACGCCAUCACUCAGGAGUUUAUGGACUUGCGCACACGAUACACAGCCUUGGUCACUUUGACAACCCAACAUGUAAAGUACAUCAGUGAUGCGUUAAGAAGACUAGAAGAAGAAGAGAAAGAGGUGGAGGAGGAGAAGCAGGCCAGGGUGGGGCAGGUUUCAGACCUGCUUGGCUGGGUCAAAGGCCUCCAGGGGCGGACUGGGGGCCCCAACACUGAGUCCUCACUUGCUGCUCAACAGGCCAUCAGUGAACAGCUGGCAGCCAAGAAAGAUGAAGUGGCUGAAGCCAUAAGGGGCACUCAGGUCUUCCUGCUAUCAAAACAGGCCAGCAAGUUGUCCCCAGAGGAGCGAGCUCAAGUUGAGGCCCAGCUGGACGAGCUGACGGCCACGUACAACCAGCUGUGUGACAGCUCCACCCAGCAGCUGCAGCAGCUGGAGCAGCAACUGGCCAAAGAGGAGGAAAGAAAGAGCCAAAUUGCUAUUGCUGGAGUAAUUGACUUGGGAACAGUAGAAACAUUCCCAGUGUUCCAAGCAGCCCAACGUGGUCUUAUUGACCAGGACACCUGCCAUGUACUACUGGAGGCCCAGCUAAUUAUGGGUGGACUCCUUCAACCUGACUCUUCUAGCAAUCUUUCACUGGAACAAGGACUAGCUCAAGGCCUUAUUGACACCCAUACCAGACAGUCCCUUUCUGAGCUAGAGAGUGCCUUGCUUCUGGUGGAAAAUACUAAAGAUGACCAACAACAAAAUAUGUUACCAGUAGCUUCAGCCAUGGAGUUCGGGCUCAUCAGAGAGGAGGAGGGACUUCGUAUUUUAGAACUCCAGAUGAACACUGGCGGCCUGAGAAUCUCAACAGGAAAAAUGUUGAGUUUGGAGCAAGCAGAUGACAUGAAACUUUUGACUCCCAGAAUCUUCACCAAACUCCAGUCAAGGCAACAACAUAGAGAGCUGAUUGAUCCAAACACAGCUGAAAAAUUAAACCUAUAUGAGCUACAACAGCGCUGUGUCCUCAAUGAUGACUCAGGUCUACUUCUCUUCCCCGUCAAGCAGCAGCCUGGAGGAACGGUUUGCCUCCGGUCUGGAAGAAAAGUUGGUAUCUUCCGUGCAGUUCAGGAAGGUCUGAUUGAUCGGAAAGUUACAGUACGACUUCUUGAAGCUCAGCUCUUUGCUGGUGGUAUCACUGACCCGCGGUCUGGCCACCGGCUGACAAUUGAUGAGGCUGUUCGUCAUGGGCUUAUGGACCAGGAUCUAGCCUGUGCCAUGUUAGCACGACAGCUGCAGAAUGGGGGAAUUCUUGACCCUUUCAGUGGAGAACGCCUAGAUUUGGAAGAGAGUAUUCGCAGGGAUCUUCUCUCUCCUCGUUUGGCUCUGUUGGCCCUUGAGUCCCUUUGGGCUUUUAUGGGAAUACUCUGGCCUGAAUCUGGAGAGCUCCUGCCAAUUGUUGAGGCUGUUCAACAAGGAGUGAUCUCAGGAGAGCUAUCAAGGAACAUCCUAAGGCAGCGACAUGAGAUUGGAGCUCUGUACAAUCCAGAAACUCUUCAGGUGCUUCCCCUAAAUGUGGCUGCUGAAGAGGCCCUUGAGCCCAGUGCAGUCAGUUUUCUCAAAGACAUCCACAUCCCAGAUGUUCUUCCCAACAUGAACCAGUCAGGUACCCCAUCUCUAAACCGCUUGAGCUGGGGUUCCACUAGCUCCUCUCCACCUCCAUCCUCUCCACCACCUUCAUCAUCUCCCACAGGCCUUGUCUGGGAUGCAACACCAACACAUACAAUGAAUCCUGAAGAACAAGCAAAACACAAACUACUGUUUCACCUCAUGACUCACAGUUAUGUGGAUGUUCAUUCUGGAAAACGUUUGGUGUUGCUUGACCCUGAGUUGGUGGAGCUGGUCAAAGCUGCUGAACUGGUUGCUGGAGACUCUGUGAAUAGAAGUCAAGUUGAGCCACAAAGCAGUUUUAACAAAGAUGAGCAGAAGGAGAUGCAAAUAAUGAGAGAGUCUAGUUUGGCAGAUAAAGGAAUGAAUGACAAACAAGUUGAGGUUGAGGCGCAAAGUUCCAGUGUAGUCACACCAAACCAAAAAUCUGAGACGAAUGGUACAGGCAGUGUCAAAGAAAGGUAUGAUGGAGGAAAUGACAACAAAUUGCUUCCCAAACCAUCAGUACCAGUACCAGUACCAGCUAAAAAUGAAAUUGGUAUGGAUGAAGUUGAGGAAGUAAAGGCUCAAAAUAAAGAAAUAUCCAAUCUUGAAUGUUUUGUGGCUUCAGAUAAAAGUCUUGGAGAAGAAUUAACAAAAGGCCUAGAUGAGCAGAUAUGUACUCAGUCCAAACCCAGGUACAGUUUGGGUCAGGAGACUAUAAGUACAGCCACAACAGUAGAUAGAAAAACAGCUACGGCACCACUCAAAAUGUUGAAAGAACCCAUCACACCAGGAGCAAAAGUGGGUGAAGAUGUAAAAUCAACACAAUCUGAUGAUAGGAAAGAUAAAAAGUAUUCCCAGACCGAAUCCGAAAAGAUCACACAAAAGGUGUCUGUAACAGAAACUGACCCAAAGCAUGCUAAACCCCAGAUUGAUACCCUUGAAUCAGCAGUGGAGACAGAAGGGGAGGAUGCUGAAUUGACAAAGUUAGUCGCAGAGCUAAAACAGGGAGGUCUGAUGACAGAGGAAGGGGAAAAGCUGCUCCCAGAUGAGGCAGUAGCCCAAGGUAUCCUCCCUGGUCACACAGCAGUUAAAUUAAUGGCUCAGGCAGGUCUGUUCGGGGGUUUCCUAGAUGCCAGCAGUGGUGAGUCACUGAGCAUGGAGGAUGUUAUGCAGGAGGGUUUACUAGAUGAAGAUCUAAUGUGGAGUGUCCUGAAGUCGGAUAAAACCCUUUCAGGGGUUGUGGAUGUAGAGAAAAGGCAGAUCUGUGGGGUAAGGGAAGCAGCUCAGGCAGGAUUGAUUGACCCCAACACUGCUGCUCGACUUCUAGAAGCACAGGUGGUGUCUGGGGGAAUUGUUGACCUACGCAGAGAUAAGAAGGUCUCUGUCACUUUAGCAGCAAACCUGGGACUGAUUGAGGAGGGUCAAAGAGAAGAGCUUGUAGCACUAGAAAAGGCAUACAAAGGAAAGGAUACAGAUGCAGCGACGUCCCUCACUAAGGCGAGUUUACAGCUACAGAUGGAAGGUGUUAUCGACCCGGAGUCCAAGUUUCCAGUUCCUCUGGAGCAAGCAAUUCAGAAAGGGUUUAUUAAGUCUGAGGAGGCUUAUCAGGUGCUGGCAAAACAGGUGGCUGAGGGUGGUAUAAUCCAUCAUGCUUCAGGGCUGAGGCUGUCAGUUCCUGAUGCUGUAGAUAGAGGACUAGUGGAUCGGUCCAUUGCUCCCGGGCUGGAGGAACUAGAGUGGGUCUACCAAGGAAGAGUCAGCCCUUCGUCCCACCCAGAAGCUGUUGUUUUCCAGGCCUCGACAGGAGCCAUUUUAGACCCUGAUUCUGGAUAUAAACUGACAUUGAUGGAGGCAGUUUCUAAGGGUCUUCUAGAUGAGAAUAUUGCCAGUGAAGCCAUGGCUUCUUCUGUUGUAAGACAAGGAGCACUUGACCCCGAAACUGCCCGCAUCGUGCCUUAUUCAGAGCUUGUAAACCAGGGUAAGAUAGAUAUCGAAACAGGCAAACGCUUCUUAGAGGUGAAACCAUUCAGAGGUGUUCAGGAUGAGCAAACUAGAGACAACUUGACCCUUCCUGAAGCAGUUACAGCAAAGCUAGUUGACCCAGUUCCAUCAUUGAGGUUGCUUCAAAGUCAGGCAGACAGUGGAGGGAUUAUUGACAUCAGUACUGGAGAAAGACUUCCCCUAUCUGAAGCCUGUGAAAGAGGUUUGGUUGAAGACAAUAUGGUCGGGGUAAUUGCCACCAACCAGUUUUUGAAAGGAGGCUUAGUUGAUCCUGCCACUGGAGAUCAAGUCUCUAGUCUUGAUGAUGCAAUUGCAAAAGGGCUUAUCUCCAAUGAAGUAGCUUCAGAGAUUCAGGAGAAAUUGUCUUUUGUGGAGAUGGAGGGUGAUGAGGGCAGUGCUACACCUGUUGCCUCGUCAAAUGGCACAUACAGCCCUGCUAUUAUAUUAUUGGCAUCAAGCUCAGACAGUCCAGCAAACUGGUCAGAUGUAAGCACUGAGGUGCCUUCAAGAUCACCACCUUCAAAGAAAGGUUUGGGAAUUACAGAGGAUGAUGGAAAGACAUUUACAACUGUCGUAUCAGAUCAGUCCCUUUUGUAUGACACCACUGCAGAAGAGGACAAAGCAGAAGCGCCUGUGUCAGUGGAAGAAAAGGCUUCAGUUGAGCCAGACAGAUCUGUAGACCUCUUGUGUAAGUUUGCCACUAAUGUUGGGAAAAGGAUUCAAGAAGCCAUUGAAGAAAUCGUACCACAGAAAGACAUCAAUAAAUCAGAACCCCCUCUAAAGCAGAAGCUUGAUGAGAGACUGCAGAUAGGUGUGAGUGAGACUGAUGAUAAACAAAAGGGGAACAUUUUCAGAGAUGCUGUUGCAGAAUCUGUUCAGCCACAUGUCUAUGAUAAUGAAAAAGAUUCACAUGAUGUGGUCAGAAUAGGAGCUGCUGCUUUAAAGUCAGAUGGAGAACCAGGAAACGUUGGGGAAAAGGAGUAUAAACCCAGUGAUGGGAGCAGAUCAGUUGUUGAUCAUGAUUCUGAAAAUGGAAACCUGACAGAUUUUGUGGCAGCAGAGAUAAGAGAUGACAGAGAAAGCAAAGAUAGAACUGAGGUGACAAAACUGAGUGAAGAAGAAUACAGAAAGAGUGGUGUGGCAGCACAGAGAGGUGAUGUUGUAGAUGAGAAGGUUAAGAGAGUGGAGAAAGAGAAACCUUUAAAGACUGAGAUCAAAUCCAGCGCUGAAGCUGAGCAGACAGAUCAGUUAUUGACCUCUCCAGCUAAAGAGACAGAAAGCAAAAGCAAGAAAAAGAGGAAGAAUAAAAAGAAUGGAAAGGGUAAAGAAGCUGAGAGUGAAACACAUCUUUCAGAGAUACAAUUUCUAUCUCAAAUUGAUCAAACUGAUACACACAUAAAGGGUCAGCCUGAAGCCACUGAUGUAGUCAAAGAUGAGCUUGCAUCACAAGACAAAUACAAGAAAUCACAGAUUCAGGGUAAGGCAACUUACACAGGGCCUCCCAAUGCAGAAAGUGUAGCAAAGGUUGAAAAGGCAGUUGAGGCUGAAAAUGAUUUGACAAAACAAGGACAAGAAGCAGUUCCAGCCACUCUAAAAUUUACAAAACAAAUGAUGAAGCCAGAAAAAGACACAUUAAAAAUUGCAUUUUCAGAGGACUCAGAAAAGGAUGAUGAGAGAGAAAAGAUGAAAAGGGAAGAGAAGACGGAGAAAGUUAAAGACAAGGCUUCAGUCUCUCAGCAACCAGAACAGCCAGAGAGCAGCCAAGAGAAGUCACAGAUUCGGGUUAAAGCAACUUCCACAGGACCUCCCAAUGCUGAACGUGAAGCAAAGAUUGAAAAGACAGUUGAGGCUGAAAAUGAUUUGGCAAAACAAGGACAAGAAGCAGUUCCAGCCACUCUCAAAUUUACAGAACAAAUGAUGAAGCCAGAAAAAGAUACAUUACAAAUUGCAUUUUCAGAGGACUCAGAAAAGGAUGAUGAGAGAGAAAAGAUGAAAAGGGAGGAACAGACAGAGAAAGUUCAAGAGAAGACUUCAGUCUCUCAGCAACCAGAACAGCCAAAGAGCAGCCAAGAGGUAAAGAAAAAGAAGGAGCAAGAACUGAAACAGAAAUCUUCUCUACCAGAUGAUGAGAAAGCAGCCCUGGUACUAAAAGCCAAAGAGAGCAUUCUUAAAAAGGUGUUUGAAAAAGGAGUGAGUGAGAAGCAGGCUGCUGAAGAGCUGCAGGCACUGCGCAAGGAAGCGGGGAAGAAGGAGAGUCGAGGCACAACUGUAAAGGCACAAACUCUGCCAGCUAUGGCCGAUGCAGUGGAGAGUCACGAUGGUGUCAAGACACCUGAUGGUUCUCCAAAAGAGAGAAAGGAAGAGAUGAGUGUCAAAGAAGAAAAAACAAAAUUGACAAGGGUCAAGGAAGAGAAGACUGAGGAGAAACUGUCUGUUAUGGUGGACAUGGAGACCAAACUAUUGGUGGCUUCUUCAAAUCAGAGGGAGGAAAACAAGAGUUUCGGUGAGGAAGACAGACAAAAAGACUAUGAAGCCACUCCAUCAGUCCAGCCUCAAGAAACUAAAAGAAGGAAGAAGAACAAGAAAUCCAAGAGUUUAAAAGAGACGGACAAAACUGAGCCUGAUACUGAGGAGUUACCAACUGAUGAAAAAAUGGAUAAGUUAACAACAACAAAAAUGACCACAAAAUCUGCAAUGACAAAACCAGAUUCAGAUAACUCAGCUUUAACCAAGGAGCAGAGGAUGGACAGACGUACCGAUGGUCAAUCAGCUGGUGAUGUCAGCAGACCUUCAGUUGGUGAAAAGGCAUAUGAUGCUAAGAUCUCUGUUAUUAAGGUUAAAGAAGCUGACACCAGUCAACAAAGUCCUCCACAUUUAUCUAGAUCAGAAGAACCCACUUCUCACACGGAGGAACAUGUACAGUCAGCAGAGGUUACAUCUACUAGCAAAGAAGAAUCCCAUUCAGAAAAGAGAAAUGCCAGCGAAUCCACUGAUGUUGCUCAUGAGGCUGUCGCAUGCAAAGCAGACAUCCAGCCCACAGCUCAAUCCAUGGCUCCUGGCACACAACCAGGUAAAACCACAAGAAAAGGUAAAAAGAAGAAGGGGCGCCAACCUCCUGAAGCUGAUAGUACCAAUGUGGCCACAUCUAAAUCUUUAAAAGACCAACAGCAACAUCUUGAAUCUCCAGAAUCAGCACCUUCACUGUCGGAGGAUGCUUCAACUGAGUCUGAAUCACAUGGAGUCCCUGUGUCUGAUACAGCUUCUGAGAGUUUUGGAGAGGAGGAGCGAGAAGAAGAUGUCAGAGGGAGUCGAGAAAUGGUGUUAAACAAAGAGGGGACGACAUCCACAGCUGGCAAGUCAUCAUUGAUGCGUCAGGAGUGCUUGGAUCAUGACCAGCAAAUUGUAGCCCUGGUUUCCAUGGUAAGACAUAUUGAGGUCCGACUUAAACAGCAGCAACAGCAGUCUGUUGGCCGGAGCCUUAUCGCCUUGGAUGACGUCAUCAGACAGACUGAGACUCUGGACCUUGAAUUGCGUGACUUGGAGCCUGCGAUCAACAAGGAAGUGAAGGCCGCUGAGGAGCUGUUGAAGCCCCAACCCAAAGAUGUUCCCCCUCAGCUCCUAUUGGCCCUAGAAAAGGACGGGCGGAGCUUGGCUCGAGGGUAUGAGGCCGCCAGGGCACUUUCUGAGGGCAUUCUGCAAAGUCUACGAGACCACAGGGACUCCUAUAAGGACGCGUUAACAGCUGAGCUGAAAUCACUGGGAGGACAAGUGGAACGUCUGCUCUCUUGGUUGAGGGAGACAGAGGCUCAGAUGAACGGAGGAAUGGCGGGGAUGGAAAAAAUGGAGACAGCAGAAAAAGAUGACAGUCAUAAUCAGCUCACACAGCAGCUGAAUCUCUGCAAGGAGCUCCAAUCCUCUUUGAUGGCUCGCUCUAAUGAGGUCAACAACACAGCCUUUGACAUUCAGGUGUUUAUCUCGGAGCGAGCUCAGGACCUGGCCCCUGAACAGAGCAGGCAGCUUCUGGGGCAGCUCCAGCAGCUCCAGAGGGCCUUUCACCUCGCGUCGGGCCAAGCCCAGGCCUGGGCCGAUGCCCUCUCAGCCCAAAGAGAGCGAGAGGAGGAGUGGCAACGCAGGGAGAGAGUGAAAGAAGAGGAGAAGGACAAAGAGAGGCAGAGUGCAAGGGAGAGAGAGAUGGUUCAACAGCAGAAAGCCGAAUGCUCUCAGAAACUAGAAGGCCUUACCAUGUGGUUGGCUGGAGCUGCCAGCUUGCUGGCCAGUCAGAAAGGUGGAGCAGAGUCAGGUGAUGUGAACGUCUUGCAAGAGAAGCAGAAAAGACUAAAGGAAGCACAGAAGGACCUCCAGACCAAAGAACAGGGCAUCACUGAGGCCAUCCGCUCUGCAGAGGAGCUCCUGGCAGAGCGAGGAGAAAGUCUAAGCCCAGAAGAGAGGCAGAACCUCCAGGAGGCGCUAACAAGAAUGAAGGAACAGUACAGUGCCCUUAAACAGUCAGCAAACACGUCACUGUCGGAGCUGGACACAGCCAUCAACACCACUCUACAGCAGAACACACAAAGGGCGAAGGCUGAGGAGGAGCUCCAGGAGACCCAAGGCCAGAUAGACUCUCUGCUGAAUGAAUUGUCCUCCCUUAACCAACCAGGUGCAAGAGGAGAUAGAUCUGGAUUGGCCAAAGAUUUUACUGAUACACCGUUCUCACAGCCAGAGGGUGCUGUGAUUACACACACAGAGAACCUGCAGGCGGAGCUUCAGCAGCUCCAGGCUCAACAGGCACAGCUUCUCCAGAUCACGCAGUCAACUCGCUCCCUUCUGGACCAACCAGACUCCACCGUUCCUCCUGAAGAGAAACAGCGUCUCAGGGCCGCCCUGGAUCAGCUGCAGGCUCAGCACCAGGACAGACUGCAGAGCUGCCAGGAUCGUCUGAGGAAGUCUGAGGCUCUGAAGGAUGAGCUGACGAAGUUCCACCAAGAACAUGGAAGUUUAGGUGCCUGGUUAGAACAAAGUGAACAGGAGCUCCGUUCUCUAGGGGAAGGAGAAACUGAUGCACAAGGACUGAAGAACAGGCUGGAGGAGCACAGAAAGCUUGCUGAGGACAUCAUUUGCCACAAGGCGGACCUGCGAUUUGUCUCCAUUUCUGGUCAGAAAGUUCUGGACUCUGUUCAAGGAGCUCUGGAGCAAGUUGGUGAUUCAGACCCAGCUCUGGAGAGCACCAAGCAGCUGGUAACUGACAAGCUGCAGGAUGCUAACCACAGAUACACAACCCUACACACCAAGUCAACCGAUUUGGGCGGCCGUUUAUCCAGCCUGUUGGAGAGGUACCAGCAGUACCAGGAUGAGGUCGUCUCCGUCCACUCUUGGCUCAGCACUCAGGAACAGAACCAAAGCAUAGCCAAGCCCAGUGGGGAGACAGACCCGCAGAACCUCCAGAACACAUUACGACAAGUACAGCUGCUGCAGGACGAGCUGGCUGAACGCUCGGUGCAGCUGGAGAAGGUGAAGAGAGCAGGAAGAGAUCUGGUCAGCACGGACGAGUCCCCUUCCUUGAAAGCUGUCGAUAUCCUAUGUGCCGCAGAUGGUUUAGAGAAGAGGUUUGGCUCCCUCUCUGCAUCUGUGUCAGAACGGGCUGAGCAGCUGCAGACAGCUGUGGCCCAGUCGGUCAGCGUCCAGGAGGGCCUGAAGGGUCUGCUGAGCUGGCUGGACAAACUGGCUCUGAGUCCUGGACCAGUUGAGCCCACCGCGCACGCUGUACAAGAUGCCUUGACACAAAACCAGAAACUUCGCCAGGAGCUGCUGUCCAGGCAGGGCAGCGUGGAAGCAACGCGAGACUCUGUUUCCAAACUCCUUCAGAGCUCUGACGCCUCCACGGCCUCGGGCCUCCAGGGCGCUUUAGAUGAACUGACGCAACGCUAUGCUGCAGCACAGACUAGCCAGGCCGAGAGGGAGGCUGAGCUCAAAGGGCUGCUGCCCAGGCUGGAGAGCUAUGAGCGGCUGGGGACUGACCUCCAGGUCUUCACCCAGAGCAGACUGAAGGCUCUGAGCCCAGCGGGCCAGCCAGACCGCAGCGUUGAUGACUACAGGCAGACCAUUGAGGAGGUCAGGUCGGAGCUGGAGCAGGAGGCUGGCCAGCUGAAAUCCUUCUGUAACCUCAGCACCGAGCUCAGCCAAUCAAAAGCUUUCAGUAACACUCAAAGCCUAUUGGAUAAUGUCAAAGGAGUGUCUGAUGAGUUCACCCAACUGGAAGCCAGUGUCAGUGAAAGGUUUGCUGCCAUCCAGGCCUGUGAGCAGCAGCUGGUCCAGUUCCGUGGCCUCUCUGGCUCCCUCCUCAGGUGGCUUCAGACGGCACAGGACCAGCUGCCGUCCAAGGAGGCCAGCCUCAACACAGAAGGCCUGCAGAGGAGAGUCCAGCAGCUCAAGGACCUGCUGAAUGACUGGGAGUCACAGGGAUCAAGAGUUCAGGAGCUGAACAAGACAGGCUCAGAGCUGGAGUCCAUCAUCAUUGAUAUCACCGCUCCUCAGACCAAAACUGGUGCUCCUCAAAUCAAUGGCUCAGCAGGUCCCAGCAGUGUCAAUGGCAUUCACACCUGUAAAGACUUGACAGAGCUCCAGGUAGCUGUAUCCGAUGUGAACGGUCGAUACGACACGCUGGGCGGGGAGCUGAAGGAGCGUCUCGGUCGGCAGAAGGCCUCACUGGAGCUGAGGCAGAAGGCCAGGCAGGGCACCGAUGAGCUCAAGAGCUGGCUGACAGACAGAGAGCACAGCCUGAAACAGGGACAGACCGCCUCGCCCUCCAAACCUGAGGUGGUACGCGCCCAGGCCCAGGAGAACAAGGCUCUGCUUUCAGAGCUGGCUGAGCACUCUGGGAAGGUUGAGGAGCUGAAGAGCACAUUGAGAAAACUGAUUGCUGACAAUCCUGAUUCUCCCGAGGCAGACACCUGGAGACAACAGCUGCAAGAGAUAGACUCCCGCUGGCAGACAGCCAAUCAGACGGCAGCCCAGAGGCAGACUGAGCUGGAGACAUGUGCCGAUAGGCUGGGCAGCUUUGCCUCGGCGGCCAAUCAGCUGGGCCCGUGGCUGAGGGAGAAGGAGCUGAUGAUGAGCGUGCUGGGACCGCUGAGCAUCGACCCCAACAUGCUCAACACACAGAAACAACAAGCACAGUUCAUGCUGCGUGAGUUUGAGACCAGACGGCCACAGUUUGACCAGCUGACCCAGUCCGCUGAGGGAAUCCUCUCCCAGACUGGUGACUCUGCUCAGGACCCUAAAGACCUGGCAGAGGUGCGAUCUGAGCUGGCCUCCAUCUCCCAGCAGUGGGAGGAGCUAACAAACCGACUGACUCAGAGGUCAAACCACAUCGACCAGGCUCAAGGAACCAGCGAGCGGUACCAGGCCUUGCUCAGAGAGCUCUCCUCCAGUGUUUCUGCUCUGGGUGAGAGAUUAGAUGGUCAGGCCUCGCUGAGCGCCCAGCCUGAAGCGUUGAAACGCCGCCUGCAGGAAACCGGAGAGAUCCGCUCAGAACUGGAGAGACGGCGGACCGAGCUGGCCGAGGCUGAAAAGCUCUGCAAGGAGCUGAGCGCCAUCGUGGCUGAACCCUACCUGAAGGAAGAGCUGAGUAAACGACUGGAGAGUGUCAGCGGGCCUCUAAAGAGUUUAGAGGAGCGUGCAGCUGACGGUCUGUCUCAGCUCCAGGCCGCCCUGUCGUCCACCCAGCAGUUCCAGCAGAUGUUUGAGGAGUUGCGCUCCUGGCUCGACAAGCAGGCAGAUCCCAGAGAAUCAUCCAUCGACUCACUGCCCUGUCAGCCGGAGGCCAUCCGCUCCCUGCUGGCGCAGACGGACGACCUCCAGCGAGGGAUCGCCAGUCAGCGGGGCUCCUACGAGCUGCUUCAAGCUGAGGGAGCAUCGCUGCUCGCCAGUCUACCUGCAGGUGGAGAUGAACGCACCGCCCUGCAGUCUCGCUUAGGGUCCUUGAAGCAGGACUGGGAGGGGCUGAACCAGAGGCUCUCAGAUCGAGAAGGCAGACUGAAGACCACUUUGAGCAAAGCAGAAACCUACCAGCAGCACAAGGCUGAGCUGAAACCAUGGAUAGCAGAGUGCGAGGAAAAAGAUGGAGAGAUCCAGCCGUCACUGGACUCAUCUGCCCUGGAUGAAGCCUUGCAGAAGGCCCGAGGUUUAUCGCUGGACCUCGAGAGACGACAACCUCUCCUUGAGGCCUUCAACACUGCCGCAGAUCAGCUGCUGGAACAAUGCUGCAUUGGGGAGGAAGAGAUACGAGAUGAGAAGGCCCAGCUGAACCGCAGGGUGGAUGGACUGGGCGAGAGGCUCCACAACCGCACUGCCCAGCUGGAGGAGCUUUCUGGCCGCCUGAAGGAGUUUGAGGAGGGCAGACAGGCAGCAGAGAGGAGGCUGGAGGCUGCCAAGCACCAGAUUGAAGUUCAGGAGGCUCUGGGACCACAGGCAUGUAGUGCCAAGAGCCUGGAGCGGCUGAGAAGCCAGCAGGAGAGUCUCAGGUCUCUGAAUCCUCAGGUGGUGUACCUCAAAGACCUGGCACAGGGGCUGGUACAGGACGCACCCCAAGCACCAGGAGGCAGCACCGAGGGGGCACAGAGGCUUCAGGAGCAGGCCAGAGAGACAGAGAAGGAGUUUGAGGAUGUGACUGACAAGAUCGAGCAGUGUUGCUCCUCCCUGGAGUCCCGGCUGCAGGGCGUCGGCGAGGUCCAGUCUCACGUGCGCGAUGUCUUCUCACGCAUCGCCGACCUCGAUGAUGAACUGGACUCCCUCAGCCCCGUCGGACGUGAUGCAGAUUCCUUGGCCUCUCAGGCUGAUGCCCUAAAGGGCUUCUUGUCCCGUCUGGCCAACCUCAGGUCAGAGCUGGAGGGUCACACAACAGAGUGCACCACCAUGCUGCGGCGGGAAGGCUCCUCCCCUGACCUCCUGGCUCUCAGAAGAGAGACGGAGGCUCUGAGUCGCCAGGCUGGCAAGCUGAGCGAGCGCGGCCAGGCCAGGUUGGACCAGAUCGAGGACGCUGCUGAGAGGGUUCGGGAGUUCUACAGGCUAGUGGGUGAGCUGCAAGGCCUGCUGGGAAGAGCCGAAGAUGGGCUGAAUGCACAGGGUAUGGUCGGCACAGAGGUGGAGAUGAUCAAACAGCAGCUGCAGGAGUUUAAGGCUGUGGAGAGAGAGCAGGUGGACAGCAUUCAACCGAAGCUGCAGCACAUCAACGCAGUUGGUCAGGGUCUGAUCCAGAGUGCCGCCAAACACACCGACACCCAGGCGCUGGAGCACGACCUGGAAACAACCAACCUCAGAUGGAACUCACUCAACAAGCGGGUGGCAGAGCGGAUCGCCCAGCUGCAGGAGGCUCUGUUGCAUUGUGGGAAAUUCCAGGAUGCUCUGGAGCCUCUGCUGAGCUGGCUAAGUGAUACAGAGGAGCUGGUGGCCAAUCAGAAGCCCCCAUCUGCUGAGUACCGUGUGGUCAAGGCCCAGAUCCAAGAACAAAAGCUGCUACAGAGACUGUUAGAUGACCGCCGGCCGACAGUGGAGAUGAUCCGCGCUGAAGGAGAAAGGAUCGCAGCCACAGCGGACACUCAGGACCGAGAGAAGAUUCAGACCCAGCUCCAGAGUCUGGCAGAGAGAUGGACUGACCUGAUGGACAAGGCCAGCGGCAGGCAGAGGCAGUUGGAGGAGCUGCAGGUUUUGGCUCUUCAGUUCCACGAAGCUCUGGAGCCGCUGGGAGAAUGGCUGAGCACCACCGAGAGACGUCUGAGCUCCGCUGAGCCCAUGGGAACCCAGACAGCUAAGAUCACGCAGCAGAUCAUUAAGCACAAGGCGGUCCAAGAGGACGUGUCCUCACGUGAAGCAGAGGUCGACCACCUCGAAUCCCUCAGCCAAUCGCUGACCCCACUCAGCUGCGCAGCCGAUCGGGAUUGGCUAAGCGAGCGCGUGGGGGCGGUGAGGUCAGGUCACUCGGAGCUUGCCGAUUGGUGCUCCAGGCGGGCGGGCAUGCUGGAGCAAGCGCUGGCUAAUGCUCAGCUGUUUGGGGAGGAGGAGGUAGAGGUGCUGAAUUGGCUGGCAGAGGUGGCUCAGAGGCUGAGUCAGGUCUCCGUCCAGAGCUACCAGCACCAGCUACUGGCCGAGCAGCACAAACACACUCUGUCUCUGAAUGAAGAGAUUUUGAGCAGGAAGAAGACAGUGGACCAGGCCAUCAAGAAUGGACAAGCAUUACUAAAACAGACAACAGGUGAGGAAGUUCUCCUGAUCCAGGAGAAGCUGGACGGCAUUAAGUCUCGCUAUGCUGAGAUGACGGCCGGCAGCAGUAAGGCCCUCCGCACCCUGGAGCAGGCCCUGCAGCUGGCCACACGAUUCGCCAGCGCCCACGAUGACCUCAACCAGUGGCUGGACGGCGUGGAGACGGAGCUCAACAAUGUGGAGCCCGACGCCACACCUGCAUACCAGGAAAGACAGAAGGAGCUGAAGAAAGUGUCAGCAGAGAAGCGUCUGGUGUUGGACACAGUGAACGAGGUGGGCAGCGCCCUACUGGAUCUGGUGCCGUGGCGAGCCCGCGAGGGUCUGGACCGCCUGGUUGCCGAUGCCAACCAGCGAUACCGACAGUCCGAUGAAACCAUCACUCAGCGGGUGCAGCUGGUUCAAGCUGCCAUCCAGAGGUCACAACAGUAUGAGGAGGCAGUGGAUGCAGAGCUGGACUGGGUCAGAGAGACCGAGCGUAAAUUGGCUUCUCUGGGGCCCCUGAGUCUGGAGCCUGAUGUGACGGUGGCCCAGAUGCAAGUGCAGAGGGCCUUCAACAUUGACAUCAUCCGACACAAAGACACUGUGGAUCAGCUGCUCAGCACCAGAGACGACAUCCUGGAAACCUGCAGCGACGCCCAGAAGGACGCACUGAUAGUGAAGACAGAUUCUCUCAGUGCUCGUUAUGAUACAGUGAGCCAGAGCCACAGCGAGCGGUUCUCGGCUCUUGAGCAGGCCCAGGUUUUGGUCACUCGGUUCUGGGAGACCUUUGAGGAACUGGAGCCAUGGUUGGGCGAGACUGAAACCCUCAUCACCCAGCUGCCACCACCAGCCAUCGACACUGACGCUCUCCGACUGCAACAGGACCAGAUGAGGCUGCUCAGGGAGUCUAUCGCAGAGCACAAGCCCCACAUCGACAAGCUGCUAAAGAUCGGACCCCAGCUGGCCGAGCUCAGCCUCCAGGAGGGGGAGACGAUAACACAGCGCUACACCGAGGCCGAGAGACGCUACCUGGCCAUCAAAGAGGGCGUCAAGGGUCGUGCAACAACCCUUGACGAGGCAGUGUCCCAGUCUGCACAGUUCCACGACAAGAUGGACCCCCUACUGGAGACCCUGGAGGGGGCAGUCCAGCGGCUGCGGCAGCCUCCCCCAGUGGCAGCAGAGGUGGAGAAGAUCAGGGAGCAGCUGGCGGAGCACCGAGCCCAGGGGCUGGAGCUGGACAAACUGCUGCCGAGCUUCUCCGCCCUCUGCGCCCGCGGAGAGGAGCUCAUCGGACGAGCUGCUCACGACGAUCCUGCUGCUCAGGCUGUUCGUACUCGCCUCCUGCGCCUGCGCUCUCUGUGGGAUGAAAUCCGGCAGCGGGCAGAGGAGAGGGAGGGGAAACUGAACGACGUAUUGGAUCUGGCUGGAAAGUUCUGGGCUGACGUGGCGGCGCUACUGAGCACACUCCGAGACUCCCAAGAUAUUGUGAAAGAACUGGAGGACCCUGGCGUGGACCCCUCACUCAUCAAACAACAGAUUGAGGCUGCUGAGGCCAUUAAGGCAGAGACGGACGGUCUGAGGGAGGAGCUGGAGUUUGUCAGGACCCUCGGAGCUGACCUCAUCUUUGCCUGUGGAGAAACUGAGAAACCUGAAGUCAAGAAGACCAUUGAUGAGAUGAACGCUGCCUGGGAGGGCCUGAACCGGACGUGGAGAGAGCGGAUGGAGAGGCUGGAGGAGGCCAUGACAGCGUCUGUGCAGUAUCAGGACGCACUGCAGUCUAUGUUUGACUACCUGGACAACGCAGUGAUCAAGCUGUGUGACAUGUCGACUGUGGGAACUGAUCUGGGAACUGUCAAACAGCAGAUUGAAGAGCUCAAGCAGUACAAGGUGGACGUUUACCAGCAGCAGAUUGACAUGGAGAAGCUGUGCCACCAGGGGGAGCUGCUGUUGAAGAAGGUAUCAGACCAAACAGACAGGGACAUGAUCCAGGAGCCACUGACCGAGCUCCGACACCUCUGGGACAACCUGGGGGAUAAAAUCACCCACAGACAGCACAAGCUUGAGGCUGCCCUGCUGGCCCUGGGUCAGUUCCAGCAUGCCCUGUCUGAGCUGCAGGCUUGGCUAAACCACACACACACCACGCUGGACACACAACGACCAGUCAGCUCUGACCCCAAGGCCAUCGAGAUCGAGUUGGCUAAACACCACGUGUUGCGUAAUGAUGUACUAUCCCAUCAUGCCACUGUGGAGAAUGUGAACAGUGCUGGUGCUGAACUGCUAGAGUCGUCUCCCGGUGACGAGGCCAGCCACCUGAGGGACCAGCUGGAUCAGCUCAACAAAAGCUGGCAGAGUCUGCUGCUCAAGACCCAGGAGCGGCAGAAGCUACUGGAAGCCGCCCUGCAGCAGGCUGAAGGUUUCCAUGGCGAGCUAGAGGAGUUCCUCCAAUGGCUGAGGAGGACGGAGAGCCAGCUGUCUGCCGCCAAGCCGACAGGUGGUCUCCCUGAAACUGCCAGAGAGCAGCUACAGCAACACAUGGAGCUUCAGACCCAGCUGACUCAGCGAGCAGACCAGUACCACCGCCUGCUGGAUCAAGGAGAGUCCAUGUUGCUGGCUCGUGGAGGAGAGGAAGCAGGACCCGGUACCACCCAGACACAGCAGAACCUGGCAAUGCUGCAGAACAAGUGGGGCAGUCUCAACACCAAGAUGGACGACCGCAGGGCAAAGCUGGAUGAGGCCGUUUCCUUGGCAACAGGUUUCCAGACCUCUCUGCAGGAUACCAUCAACUGGCUGACCCAGGCGGAACAGACCCUGAACAUGGCCCAGCCCCCCAGCCUCAUCCUGGACACUGUCCUUUUCCAGAUCGAUGAGCACAAGGUAUUUGUGAAUGAGGUGAACACCCACAGAGAGCAGGUCCUGGCUCUGGAGAAGGCCGGCUCUCAGCUUCGCUUUGCCAGUCUGAAGCAGGAUGUCGUCCUCAUCAAAAACUUGCUGCUCAGCGUCCAAGCCCGCUGGGACAAGCUGGUCCAGAGGUCACUGGACCGCGGCCGACACCUUGAUGAGGCCCGCAAACGUGCCAAACAGUUCCACGAGGCCUGGAGGAAGCUGACAGACUGGCUAGAAGAAGCCGAGAAAAGACUGGACUCAGAGCUGGAGAUCUCCAACGAGCCAGACAAGAUCAAAGUACAACUGGCCAAACACAAGGAGUUUCAGAAAGCGUUGGGGUCAAAGCAGCCUGUCUAUGACACCACAGUGAGGUCUGGAAGAGCCAUGAGGGACAAGGCUCAGCUGCCUGCAGACACCCAGAAACUGGACCACCUGGUGGGAGAGGUCCGCGACAAGUGGGACACGGUCUGUGGCAAGAGUGUAGAGAGACAACACAAGCUGGAGGAGGCUCUGCUGUUCUCAGGCCAGUUUGCCGAGGCUCUCCAGGCCCUGGUGGACUGGUUGUACCGGGUAGAGCCCCAGCUGGCUGAAGACCAGCCAGUCCAUGGAGAUCUGGAUCUGGUGUCCAACCUCAUGGACUCACAUAAGGCUUUCCAAAAAGAGCUAGGCAAGAGAACCAGCAGUGUUCAGGCUCUGAAGCGCUCAGCUCGGGAGCUGAUGGACACUGGUCGCGAUGACACAGCGUGGGUCAAAGUUCAGCUUCAGGAGCUCAGCAACCGCUGGGAUACGGUGUGCGCUCUGUCAGUCACAAAGCAAACCCGCCUCCAGCAGGCCCUCAAACAGGCGGAGGAGUUUCGUACGGCGAUACAGGUGCUUCUGGAGUGGCUCUCUGAGGCCGAGCAGACGCUUCGUUUCCGCGGUGUCCUUCCAGAAGAGGCAGAGACUUUACAGGCACUGCUGCACACACAUCGUGACUUCAUGGGCACCGUGGAGGAGAAGAGGACGGAUGUCAACAAGGCUGCUGGCAUGGGAGAGGGCAUCCUGACCGUUUGUCACCCUGACUCCAUCACCACCAUCAAACACUGGAUCACUAUCAUAAGGGCACGCUUUGAGGAGGUGCUGACGUGGGCCAAACAGCAUGAGCAGCGGCUGGAGACGGCUCUGACUGAGGUGCUCAACAAUGCCAACCUGCUGGAGGAGCUGUUGUCAUGGCUACAGUGGGCCGAGACCACAUUGGUCCAGAGAGACACCGAGCCGCUUCCUCAGGACAUCCCACAGCUCAAAACACUCAUCACAGAACACCAGAUGUUUAUGGAGGAGAUGACGAGGAAGCAGCCAGACGUUGACAAAGUGACGAAGACCUACAAAAGAAAACCAGCUGAGCCUCCCAGCAGCCUGGCCGACAGGAGAGGAGCUCGCAAACACCAGCAACAACAGCAGCAGCAACAGCAGGCAGCCAUGCAGCUCGCCAGCGGAAACCCACGACUCAACCAGCUCUGUGCCAGGUGGCAGCAAGUUUGGCUGCUGGCUCUGGACCGCCAGCGCAAGCUCAACGACGGUCUGGACAGACUGGAGGAGCUCAAAGAGUUCGCCAACUUUGACUUCGAUGUGUGGAGGAAAAAGUACAUGCGCUGGAUGAACCAUAAAAAGUCUCGCGUCAUGGACUUCUUCAGACGCAUCGACAAGGACCAAGAUGGAAAGAUCACACGGCAGGAGUUUAUUGAUGGCAUCCUGGCAUCAAAGUUUCCCACCAGUAAGCUGGAGAUGACAGCUGUGGCAGACAUCUUUGACAGAGACGGAGACGGUUACAUCGACUACUACGAGUUUGUUGCUGCUCUGCACCCCAACAAGGAUGCAUACAGACCCACCACUGACGCUGAUAAGAUCGAGGAUGAGGUGACUCGGCAGGUGGCCCAGUGUAAAUGUGCUAAAAGGUUCCAAGUGGAGCAGAUAGGAGAGAACAAAUAUCGGUUCUUCCUCGGAAACCAGUUCGGUGACUCUCAGCAGCUGCGUCUGGUGAGGAUCCUGCGCAGCACAGUGAUGGUGAGAGUUGGAGGUGGUUGGAUGGCUCUGGACGAGUUCCUUGUCAAAAAUGAUCCAUGCAGAGUGCAACAUCCAGGACUUAAGAUUCUCCGCUCCGAUUCCAGUAGCUCCAUCUCAUCUCGUAUAGCUCGUGGUCGCACCAACCUGGAGUUGAGGGAGAAGUUCAUCCUUCCCGAAGGAGCAUCUCAGGGUCUGGCUGCCUUCCGCUCCCGAGGUCGACGCUCCAAACCAGGCUCCCGCAACGCCUCGCCCACCCGCUCCUCUUCCUCGGCCUCCCACAGCGGCGCCUCCUUGCCCUCUGCUCCCUCCGCCCCCGCCACACCGACAGCCUCAGCAUCAUCCAGGUCCUCCCAUACUCACUCGCGUGACUAUGCCAAGCCCUGGCUGGCACACAGUAAAACUCCAACGCCAACCAAGUGCCACUGCUGCCCAGAUCUCGGUCACAGCCACACCACUCCUGGGCACGAGGGGGCAACGUCUGGGUCCAAACUAAAGAGGCCGACGUUCCAUUCGAGCCGAGGCUCGCUGACCGGAGAGAACGGAGGAACAACACCCUCCGGCAAACCAUCAAGGACUGAUCCAAAACGAGGGGCAUCCACAGCCAGCGGGCCAACCAGCCGAGCCGGCAGCCGUGCAGGCAGCAGAGCCAGCAGUCGCCGCGGCAGCGAUGCCUCGGACGCAUCAGAGCUACAGGACGCUCGCUCCGUCUGCUCUGAUGCCUCAGACACCCCACGACGACCCGGGGCCAAACCCUCCAAGAUUCCCACCAUCUCCAAAAAGGCCCCCAGCCCAAAGACCCCGGGGUCUGCGAAGAAAUAACUCCAGUCAAAGAGAAGGUGGAGCAGAGCCGUUCCUCCUCCGUUUCACAGAGGGUGGACUGCUAUCAUCGGCCUUUUUGGGUGCACCAGCUCUUCAGUCUGAAGUCCAACUAACCGGGCCUGAGUGGAGUUUGUGCACAAUGACUGACAGCUCGAGGGGAAAGAAGGAGAUGGGCAAGAUGGGUGAAUCUCCUUCUCACUCUUUCCCUGGUCUCAUAAAACGGACUGAAAACCUGCACAAGAGGAGGAGAGUUCUGGUCUGGCAGCCCCAGGCCAGAAUCUGUGGGGUCAACACCGACUUUUCCCCUUUAAGAUGUGACCCCAUUUUGCCUUUCAGUCUCCUGCUUUGUCUUUCAGUAGUUCCUCACCAGCGUGGAACCGAACACCAACUGACUUGACGAGAUGCUGCCUUACUUACACACUUCUGUCCCAGUCAGACAGAACAACAGAGAAAGUCUUUAAACUGCUUUGUACCACGCUGACACACAAAUACACACAUUUUAACACAGAGGCGCGGUAGGGAGUGGGACACACCACCACCACCACCACGACUACAAAAACAAAAAAAAGCCCAAAUGACAUUCAGGAAAAAAAAGAAAAAGAAUUGUGGGUCAUUAUUUUGGCUUGUGGGCCAGAUGCCUCAACGAUGAGUUUCAAAAGAAAAUAUGCAACGACUGCCAUGUCGCUUCCUCUGGACUGGUUGGCAAGAAAAACAGUCACCUCAGCAGAUCUGCUGAAGCAGACACCACGUGUGGAGAGCUCGGGAGGCGGGAAACGCUGUCCGACACACACGCACACACACUGGCUAACCUCAGACUCAGAGGGUCGGUGGUGGUGACGGUGGCGGCGGCGGUGCUGCUGCAGCUGAGGGCAAACACUCACACACACAAACACCGCAGAGCAGACUCCUCCCGACCGCUGGAACGUUAAGAUCGGCCUUGUGUGUGCAUUUCAGCAAAGGGCGGUGUGGUUUUGUCACAUGCCGGCGUAACAAUCCCAACACACAAAAAUCACAAACCGGCAAUAGAAAGGACUAUUUUUAUGGCAACACACUCAACUAACAGCACAUUACUGACAAUAUACGACAUGUGUAACCUAACCCCAUGUUAAUGACCGUGUUUGCAGAGUCCGACAACCAGCAUGCACUAAUUGUCUCUUCCUCUGCAGUUCCACCUUAAUGUCUACGCUGCGUUGUCCAUAGCAACCCAGCAGCACACACACACACUCUCACACACACAAGGUGGUGUGUAUUAUGUGUGUCAUUGUUACAGGAAAUGAUAAGAGGUCUUUGACUUGAGUCACUGUAUGCAAAAAUUUUAAUUUGCGAAUGUCUUUUUUCUUCUUCUUGUUGUUUUCUGGUUAAUUUAUAAUCCAGUUGUAUUUUUGUUAUCUAGCUUGAAAGGAAAAUCUAUUUAUUUUUCAGUUUCAUGUCAUAUCACCAUUGGCGGAGAGUGAUUUAGUAUUAUGGUUAAAGAAAUUGUGUUUUUUUUUUUUGUACCAAGGAAAUGUCCGCUCCGCUCUUUGACAUUAUCUGUGUGUUUCUACUUCAUUGUAACAUGACAUUAUUCACUAGGUCUCUGAUUCUAGUGGCAGCCUUGUUUGGUCAUUUGUUCUUUCUUUGCUAAUGACUACAAUUCCCAGACCACGACCAAAGGGGUUUGCCCUUCAUGUGUAGAGAGAACUACAAAUAUGAAUGACAGGAGACGUGGGCAGAGUGGACCAAUGAGAGCAGGUGUCCUCCCUCAUGUCCCUCCCAACGUCUCUUCUUCUAGGCUUUUUUCAAAUGUCCCGUCAUUGACGUGGCUGAGUUGUCUCUGUGUUAUCUCAGUGUAAGAGAGGAAGUUUAUGAAAAACUAAUGAAAUUACAGUAAGAAAGAAGAAGACAUCUUAAGGUGAUUUUUAUUUAUUUAUUGUCUCUCUGAGGGGAGGGGGAUUUGGGGAGCAGGAGACGAGUCCUCCACUUUUUGAUGCUGUGCUACUCUCAGUGUGAUGAUGACAACAUGGAGGGAGGGAGGGGUGUUACUAGGAGUCAGUUGUGUAAAAGUAAAACAAAAAACUAAAAUUAUAAACAAUUUUUUGUUCUGUUUUUGUAUUAAAAUAUGCUUGCAGUAAAACUGUCUCUUGUUUUUAAUUAUUUUUGG